This is a messenger RNA of Lotus japonicus, 1801 nucleotides long. RefSeq names its product protein NRT1/ PTR FAMILY 7.1. Gene Ontology annotation, molecular function: transmembrane transporter activity. The transcript has 6 exons. Gene Ontology annotation, cellular component: membrane. The record is from RefSeq and is a predicted model, not a curated record. NCBI's taxonomy places the organism in Eukaryota, Viridiplantae, Streptophyta, Magnoliopsida, Fabales, Fabaceae. Gene Ontology annotation, biological process: transmembrane transport.
UCAUUUUCUUCAUCUAAGCCUCAUACAACAAAAAAUGACCACUUCAUUCUGUGUCAGCUCCCCCAAUAUUGGAUCAACCAAGGUAAUCGAAGGAAAUUUUAGCUACAGAGAAGAGCCAGCUCUAGAGAAAAGUAGCAAAGUUGAUGAGAAGAAAACAGGAGGAACCAAAAUUGCAAGCAUCUUGCUAGUGAAUCAAGCACUAGCUACACUAGCUUUCUUUGGAGUUGGAGUGAACUUGGUUCUGUUCCUGACUAGAGUUCUUGGCCAAGACAAUGCCCAAGCUGCUAACAAUGUCAGCAAGUGGACAGGGACUGUUUACAUGUUCUCAUUGAUUGGGGCAUUUCUCAGUGACUCCUACUGGGGUUGAUACUUAACCUGCACAAUCUUUCAGCUUAUUUUUGUCCUGGGAUUGGCACUGUCCUCUUUAUCCUCUUGGCGAUUCUUGAUCAACCCAUCUAGUUGUGGUGAUGGAAAUACUCCUUGUGUCCCAACAUCAAUUGGAGUGAACAUUUUCUACUUUUCCAUAUAUCUAGUUGCAUUUGGUUAUGGAGGGCACCAACCAACCUUGGCAACUUUUGGUGCAGACCAAUAUGAUGAGAAAAAUCCAAAAGAAAAGGGUUCAAAAGUAGCUUUCUUCUGUUAUUUCUACUUUGCCCUCAAUGUUGGAUCCUUUUUCUCCAACACUGUAUUAGUCUACUAUGAGGAUACUGGGAAGUGGACAAUGGGUUUUCUUGGAUCAUUGGCCUCUGCUGUUAUAGCCUUUUUGGCAUUCUUAUCAGGAACUCCAAGAUACAGGUAUGUCAAGCCAUGUGGAAACCCAGUGGUAAGGGUUGCACAAGUGUUUACUGCUGCUACUAGGAAAAGGGGCGUUGUUCCAGCCAAGGAAGAUCAACUUUUUGAGCUUGAUGGUUCUGAAUCUGCUAUAAAAGGGAGUAGAAAGAUUCUUCACUCUGAAGAUUUCAAAUUCAUGGAUAAGGCAGCAACUAUCACAGACAAAGAUGAGAACAGUUCAAACAAUACAUGGAGGCUUUGCACGGUGACUCAGGUUGAGGAAGCGAAAUGCGUCUUAAGAAUGCUACCAGUUUGGCUUUGUACCAUUAUCUAUUCAGUUGUGUUUACACAAAUGGCUUCUCUUUUUGUUGAGCAAGGGGAUGUCAUGAACUCCAACAUAGGAAAAUUUAAUUUGCCAGCAGCCAGCAUGUCUGCAUUUGGCAUUUGCAGUGUCCUUGUAUGCACUGGAAUUUAUUGCCGAAUCCUUGUACCAUUAGCUGGAAGACUAAGUGGUAAUCCAAUAGGUCUAAGUGAGCUUCAAAGAAUGGGAGUUGGCCUAAUCAUUGGAAUGCUAGCAAUGGUUGCAUCAGGUGCCACAGAGAUUGUAAGGCUGAGACAUAUCAUUCCUGGCAAAGAGACUAGUUCAAUGAGCAUUUUUUGGCAAAUCCCACAGUAUGUUCUGGUUGAUGCUUCAGAAGUUUUCAUGUAUGUGGAAUUGGAGUUCUUUAAUGGUCAAGCCCCGGAUGGAAUAAAAAGCUUUGGGAGCUCACUUUGCAUGGCUUCAAUUUCUCUUGGGAACUAUGUGAGUAGCAUGCUGGUGAACAUGGUCAUGGGAAUCACUGCAAGAGGCCAAAACCAAGGUUGGAUUCCAGAAAACUUGAACACAGGACACAUGGAUAGGUUUUUCUUCCUCCUUGCUGGCCUAGCUGCUUUUGAUUUUGUGCUAUACUUGUUCUGUGCCAAGUGGUACAAGACCAUGAGCAUCCAUGUUGAAGAUCAAGAGGAGGGUGAUGGGACUGGAAAAGUUUGA